Molecule: messenger RNA, 573 nt
Organism: Cuculus canorus (common cuckoo)
Lineage: Eukaryota; Metazoa; Chordata; Aves; Cuculiformes; Cuculidae
Gene: SPRN
Product: shadow of prion protein
Exons: 2
Coding region: 220-573 (117 amino acids)
Biological process (GO): protein import into nucleus
Cellular component (GO): membrane; nucleus
Molecular function (GO): nucleic acid binding
Source: RefSeq, a predicted model, not a curated record
UUCCCGCGCCUCGCCCCAUCCCCGCUGCUGGACCGGCGCCGCCGCCCGAGGCCCCGGGCCACGCGUGGGGCUGCUCGGAGGCGCCGCGGGGCGCUGGCUCCUCCCGCCGCCGCCGCCGCCCCGCUGCCCUCGCGCGGGGGGAGCCCGGGGACGGGAGCGCGGCGGCGCCGAGAGGCGGAGCGGAGCGAGAGAGCGGCGGCCCCGCGCCCGGUCUGCGCGAUGCGGCGGCGGCUGGCGGCGGGCUGGGCGCUGGUGCUGCUGGCGGCCGCGCUCUGCGAGCCCGUGGCCGGCAAGGGCGGGCGCGGCGGGGCGCGGGGCGCGGCGCGGGGAGCCGCCCGCGGGCGGGCCAAGGCGACCCGGUACGGCUCGGCGCUGCGGGUGGCGGCGGGGGCGGCGGCGGCGGGGGCCGCCCUGCGCCGGGCCGGGUUCCACGGGCGGCCCGAGCCGGGCGAAAGCGUGGAGCGCCGCGACGGCAACUGGACGGGCGGCGCCUGGACCUCCGCCGCGGCGGCCACCGAGCCGGGAUGGGCCGUGCCCUGGCUCUGGCCGCUCGCCGCCACCCUGCGCCGCUGA